AUGGCGACGCAGAGAGCGUCGAAGGCUUCCGCCUUCCAGUUCACUACUCUCUUCUAUCUUCUCCUCUUAUUCAUUUGCCCUCUGGCAUUGAUAGGUCGUGCGCAGGCGCAAGACCAGACUCCUAUGAACGACACAGCCAGCGAGUAUGGCACUGUCAUUGGUAUUGAUUUGGGCACUACAUACUCCUGCGUCGGUGUGAUGCAGCAUGGAAAGGUCGACAUCAUUGUAAACGAUCAAGGAAACCGUAUAACGCCAUCUUAUGUGGCAUUCACUGACGAGGAACGUUUGGUCGGAGAUGCGGCAAAGAACCAAUAUGCUGCAAACCCAGAAAGGACUGUUUUUGAUAUCAAACGUCUCAUCGGUCGAAAAUUCGCAGACAAGGACGUCCAAAAAGACGCCAAGCACUUUCCUUUCAAACUGGUCGAGAAAGAUGGCAAGCCCACUGUCAACGUCGAAGUUCAAGGCAAGCCACGAAACUUUACUCCUGAAGAAAUAUCAGCUAUGGUUCUCGGAAAAAUGAAGGAGGUAGCUGAGGCUUAUCUUGGAAAGAAGGUCACCCACGCUGUCGUUACUGUUCCAGCCUAUUUCAACGAUGCUCAACGUCAAGCUACCAAGGAUGCUGGUAUAAUCGCCGGCCUUACCGUCCUCCGUGUUGUCAACGAACCUACCGCUGCCGCUAUCGCAUAUGGUCUCGACAAAAUCGCCGAUAAAAAGGAACGUCAAAUCAUUGUUUACGAUUUAGGUGGCGGCACAUUUGACGUGUCAUUGCUGUCUGUCGACGAGGGUGUAUUCGAAGUCCUCGCUACCGCUGGUGAUACGCACUUGGGAGGUGAAGAUUUUGACCAGAGAGUGAUGGACCACUUUGUGAAGCUCUAUAACAAGAAGAACGACGUGGACAUCCGCAAGGACCUCAAGACAAUGGGCAAGUUGAAGCGCGAAGUUGAAAAAGCCAAGAGAACGUUGUCGUCGCAAAUGUCGACUCGAAUCGAAAUCGAGUCAUUCCACCAGGGUAAUGAUUUCUCCGAGACACUUACCCGAGCCAAGUUCGAGGAGCUCAACAUGGAUCUGUUCAAGAAGACACUUAAGCCUGUCGAACAGGUAUUGAAGGAUGCCAAGGUCAAGAAAUCCGAGGUUGACGAUAUUGUUCUUGUUGGUGGUUCUACCAGAAUUCCAAAGGUUCAAUCUAUGAUUGAAGAAUACUUUGGUGGAAAGAAGGCCUCUAAGGGUAUUAAUCCUGAUGAAGCUGUCGCUUAUGGUGCUGCUGUUCAAGGCGGUGUUCUUUCUGGUGAGACAGGUACGGAAGAGCUUGUUCUCAUGGAUGUCAACCCUCUCACUUUGGGUAUUGAGACAACUGGUGGCGUCAUGACCAAGCUUAUUCCUCGCAACACUGUCGUUCCUACCAAGAAGGCUCAAAUCUUCAGUACGGCUGCCGAUAACCAGCCUGUCGUCUUGAUCCAGGUCUUCGAAGGUGAACGAUCAAUGACUAAGGACAACAAUCUAUUGGGCAAAUUUGAGCUUACUGGUAUUCCACCUUCACCACGAGGUGUACCUCAGAUCGAAGUCUCAUUCGAGCUUGACGCCAAUGGUAUCCUCAAGGUUAGCGCUGGUGACAAGGGCACUGGCAAGUCGGAAUCUAUCACGAUCACGAACGACAAGGGCCGACUGUCUCAAGAAGAAAUCGAGCGAAUGGUACAGGAAGCCGAGGAAUUCGCCGAGGAAGACAAGGCUCAGCGUGAGAAGAUUGAGGCACGAAACAGUCUCGAGAACUACGCUGUCUCACUGAAGAACCAAGUCAAUGACGAGGAAGGUCUCGGUGGCAAGAUCGACGAAGACGAUAAGGAAACACUUCUCGAUGCCGUCAAGGAAACCACUGACUGGCUCGAGGAGAACGCAUCUACUGCUGAAAAGGAGGACUUUGAAGAACAACGUGAGAAACUCAGCAACGUCGCCUAUCCAAUCACAUCUAAGCUCUACUCUGGUGGUGCCGGUGGCAUGCCAGAUUAUGGCGAUGAUGAUGAGCCAAGUGGCCACGACGAGUUGUAA
This is a messenger RNA of Lithohypha guttulata, 2043 nucleotides long. It is a transcript of the gene KAR2, whose product is annotated as ATPase with role in protein import into the ER. Bases 1 to 2043 code for a protein of 680 amino acids. The transcript is spliced from 3 exons. The record is from RefSeq and is a predicted model, not a curated record. NCBI's taxonomy places the organism in Eukaryota, Fungi, Ascomycota, Eurotiomycetes, Chaetothyriales, Trichomeriaceae. Gene Ontology annotation, biological process: endoplasmic reticulum unfolded protein response. Gene Ontology annotation, cellular component: membrane; nucleus; endoplasmic reticulum lumen. Gene Ontology annotation, molecular function: ATP binding; ATP-dependent protein folding chaperone.